This is a messenger RNA of Sebastes umbrosus (honeycomb rockfish), 6582 nucleotides long. RefSeq names its product pleckstrin homology domain containing, family G (with RhoGef domain) member 4 (gene plekhg4). The transcript has 24 exons. Lineage: Eukaryota; Metazoa; Chordata; Actinopteri; Perciformes; Sebastidae. The record is from RefSeq and is a predicted model, not a curated record. Bases 140 to 6220 code for a protein of 2026 amino acids. Gene Ontology annotation, molecular function: guanyl-nucleotide exchange factor activity.
UGAGAGGCUGGACUGAGUCAGAGCAGAAUCAGAGGUGACGGGACGAGAGACACUAACAGACCCCAGAGAGAGAGAGAGAGAGAGAGGAACAUGUUCUCAGACUGGAAUAUACUACUACUGACUACACACUACACACACCAUGGACUCUGAGUCUUUGGACCGGUGCAUCCAGACUGCUCUCUCAGCCAUCUACCCGCCUUUCCAGGCCACAUCCCCGACUGUCCUCUGUCAGGUCCUCAGCGUGGUGGAGAGCUGCUACCGAGGAGACGGCCUUCGCUACCUGAUCCACUUCCUGCUGCCUGCAAAGCAACUCUUAGCAAACCUCCAGCAAGAUGCCUGUUUGCAGUACUGUGGUCUGUUGUUCCGUCAUGAAGGCUGGCCUCUGUGCGUCCAUGAGAAGGUAGUUGUUCAGCUCUGUCCUCUGGACCAGCGCCUCCUCCGUCCAGGAGACUUCUACCUGCUGGUUUCUCCUCACGCCGCUGCUGUUCCUCCUCCUCCUCCUCCUCCUCCUCCUCCUCCGCUAGCACACGGCGCCUCCUGCAAGAGCGCCGUCGGCUCCUCCCCCCGCCUGUUGCUGUGCAGCGUGUCAGCCGGCGGCCGUCAUGUGGAGCAGCAGGAGGUGUCGGAGAUAGCCCUGCGGUCCCUCUUCAGCAUGGCCUGGCUGGACUCCGUCAACGGGGAGAGGGAGCGGCGAGGAGCGCCCCGGCUGGAGCGCUGCCUCCUGUCCUCCCACGGAGACGUCUUCAGGGUCCCCUGGGAGGACCUGGUCUACCCACAAUUCAUCAGCCGGCCCCGGACCUCCCUGAAGGAGGAUAAGGAGUCGUCCGUUAAGGAUGGAGAUGUGUUGAUUAGUACAUCACACAAUCCUAGUGGAGAUACUAACCCCUCGAGACAGGAAGUUAAGCUCCUCCAAUCAGCAGCGAGCAGCGAGGGCGAGGACUCGGAGGGCGAGUACGUGGAGCUGACGGAGCUGACGGAGCUGACGGAGCUGCCUCGCUUCUCCCCACAGAAAGGCUCCUUAACCCAGUCCAUCAGCCUGCAGCACCGGGCCAGAACCAGCACUCCUCACACCGCUAACACAGCCUCGUCCUGGCCCUGUGUGGAGGUCAGCUCCCGUACCGGACCUCCCUCCGGGCUCAUGGAGGAGAACCUCAACCAGGCCUCCUGUGGACCCGUCACCUCCUCCUCCUCUUCCUCCUCCUCCUCCUCCUCUGCUCCUCCUGAAGUCGUGGGAACCUCCAGCUGGACGUCUCAGGAGCUGAGAGGAGGUACUGAUUCAGGCAGGAGACUGAAGCUAAACACUGAACCUGAAAGCUGCACAGAGGAGGAGGAGCGAGGGAAAGAGGAGGAGGAGGAGAGAGAGCUGAUGGAGAGGCAGAAAGGGAAGCAUGAAAUGUUGGUGUUAGAUGAUGAAGGUGAGGAGGAGGAGGAGGAAGAAGAACAGCUGGAGGAUGCAGAGUGUAGGAGAGAUGAAGAUUUACUGAAUGAAAGUGAAGAGACAGAGGAAGAGUCAGAUGAGGAGGAAGAUGAGUUAGAGGAGGAGGAGGAGGUAGAGGAGGAGGAAGAUAAGGAGAUGGAGGUAGAGGAGGAGGAAGCUGAGGAGGUGGAGGUGGAGGUUGAGGUGGAGGUAGAGGUUGAGGAGGAGGUUCAGGUUACAGUUGUGCAGCAGAGUCUAGAAAGAAGGGAGGAGGAGCAAGUGAUGAGUGAAGAGGAGAGAGCAGGAGGGGAAGAAGAAGAGACGCCCUCUGAGGACUCUUAUUCUGAAAACAGUACACUACAAACGCACUCUAAAGAUUCUUAUUCUGAAAAUAAUACACUACACAAACACUCUGAGGACUCUUAUUCUGAAAACAGUACACUACAAACGCACUCUAAAGACUCUUAUUCUGAAAAUAAUACACUACACAAACACUCUGAGGACUCUUAUUCUGAAAACAGUACACUACAAACGCACUCUGAGGACUCUUAUUCUGAAAAUAAUACACUACACAAACACUCUGAGGACUCUUAUUCUGAAAAUAAUACACUACACAAACACUCUGAGGACUCUUAUUCUGAAAAUAAUACACUACCCAAACACUCCGAGGACUCUUGUUCUGAAAACGACAGACUUGGAACACACUCUAAGGACUCUUAUUCUGAAAAUAAUACACAACACAAACACACUGAGGACUCUUAUUCUGAAAACAAACUUCAAAUACACAUUGAGGACUCUUAUUCUGAAAAUAAUACACCACACAAACACACUGAGGACACUUAUUCUGAAAACGACACCAUCCAACACACUGAGGAGUCCAACACACCAGCGAUGGAUCCAGACUCACUCUGGACUGAACCUGAGGAGUCUGAAAAAGGACAGGAAAAGGAAGAAGAGGAGAAGAAGAAGGAGGAGGAUGAAGAGGAGGAUGAAGAGGCGGAGUGCAGCUGUGAGGAGGUUGGUGGAGGAAGAACCGCAGAGCUUCAGACUGAAGGCCUCAGCAGACCUUCUGGUCCCGGUCCAACAGAACCAGAACCACCAGCAUUCUCUCCACAGCUGCACCAGGCAGUCCCAGUACGGCUCACCCAGUCCUCCCGGUCCUCCCAGUCCAGUUUCUACAGUGUGCUGCUGAGCUCUGGAGCUCUCUGUCUGCCUGGAACCAGAGACCGGAGCGGUCGGGCUCUGCUGACGGUGUGCACCAGGAGCACCGUGUGGUCCAACCCGGACUGUGACAGCGCCGAGCUGCUGCGCCUCCUGCUCUACUACACCUCCACCCUCAGGAAGGAGGUGGCGGCGUUGGGGCUGACGGUGCUGGUGGACGCCCGUAGAGCUGCUCCUGUCCCCAUGAUGUUCUCCGCCCUCCGGUCCCUGCAGGACAACCUACCAGGCUCCGUCCACUCCGUGUUACUGCUGGUCAACAAGGACUCACCUCUACGUCUGGACAGACAUGCUGCCCCACAGGUGGAGGUGCUGAGCUCUCUGAAGGCGCUCCAGAAGUUGGUGGUUCUCCAGCAGCUUCCUGUGGAGUCGGGAGGUUCGUUCAGCUUCAGUCAGAUCAGCUGGCUCUGCUUCAGAUCGAGAGUGGAGCAGCUGACCAAUCAGUGUGAAGACGUCAUCAAGCUGCUGCAGAAAACCAUCAACAUCCUGCAGACCACACCUCUACCUGCUGCUGCUGAGGAUGCCGAGCUGCUGCUGUCCAGGUACCAGGCGGUGAUGCGUAGCAUCCUGGAAGACGGCCGAUUGGUGCAGCUGCAGCAGGAGGGCGGAGCCUCGCUAUCGCGGCUCCGCAGAGAGGAGGGCGCCGUCGGCACGACCGCAGACUACCGGGUGGCGGUGGAGGCGGUGGGGACGCUGUACGACAAGGUGGACGAGCUGCUGCACCGCCUGGUGACUCUGUCCAACGCCAAGACUCAGGAGCUACGCUUCAUCCUGGACUUCAGGAGCCUGGAGACGGGCUUCACCGAGGUGAAGUGUUGGCUGCAGCAGGUCGGGGAGGUCCGUCUGAAGAGUCUGGAUGAAGCAGCAGAUUCUCUGGAGCUGCUCCACAAGAAACAACAAGACUACAAAGACUUCCACACUACUGCAUACGAGUACUGUCGACGUGGCGAGGCGUUGCUGAGCGGUCUGGAGCGUUGGGGCAACGUGUCGUCAGCUGACCUGCGGGUCUACGAGGUCAAAGUUCACUCCUUCUGGGCUCAGCUCCAGAACUUCUCCCAGCGGGUCAACACCACGGGCCAGAACAUCGAGCGGGCCGUCCAGCUCUACAGCUUCUUAGACCAGGCCUAUGGCUGGGCGCUGGAGGGUAUGCGUCACCUAGCUGGCGUCAGUAUGGAGGAGUGCACGCUGCCGGACAAAUGCCAGGCCGUGAUUGGCUGCCUGGAGGACUACCGUCGCCAGCACCCGCCCAUCUCGGACGGCCGCUUCCAGGAGAUGAAGGCGGCGGCGGGCGAGCUGCGUGGCGAGCGAGGCCUCCGUCAGUGGAGCUUCGCCUGGUCCAAGUGUCAGGAGACCAAGAAGUUGUUUGACAGGAAGAUGGAAGCGGCGCUCAGGAUGCGAGACUCCGCCCAUCGGCAGCGCUCUGACUCCGCCCUCAGCAGAGGCUCCGUCUCCUCCAGGAGAACUCUGUCAGGACUCUGGGGGGUCCACGAGACCUCCUCCUCCUCCGGCCCCCCUGAGGAGGACAACAUCCCCUCCUCUCCUCCUCGUAACUCCUCCUCUUCCUCCCUCACCUCUUCCUCCCUCACCUCCUCCCCCAUCACCUCCUCCCCCAUCACCCCCCAGCACACGCCGCUCCUCCAGCGUCUGUUCCGCGGCGUCUCCUCAGAGGAGUCAUCAGACCGGGUGGAUCUCUGCUCCUCCAGUCACAGCCUCUCCCGCCUCGACUCCUCCUGCUCCUCCUCCUCCUCCUCUUCCUCCUUCUUCUCCUCCUCCUCCUCCUUCUUCUCCUCCAGCAGACGGCAGCAGCUCAGGAAGACUCAGAGCUUCGACUGCCCCCCCACCCCCGAGGCGUCACGGUUCAGCCCGUGUCCUCGCGCCCUCAGCGAGCCGGUGUGCAGAGGAAACACGGGCGUGUUCAUCCGCGGUCUGGAGGUCAGCAGCUCUGAGGCGUCCGACCACACGCUUUGCCCCAGGACGGCUGCUCACGGCUGGGCGGGGCAGGGACUACACGGGACCCCCGGGACACCCGGGACCCCCAGAACCACCGGCAGCCCGGCUACAGACCCCCGACCCAGAGGGAGUAAGCUGCGUCACGUGGUGGAGGAGAUGGUGACCACGGAGAGGGAGUACGUGCGCUCCCUGCGGUACAUCAUCCAUCAGUACUUCCCAGAGAUGGACCGGGCCGACCUGCCCCAGGACCUGAGGGGGAAACGCUCCGUGGUCUUUGGGAACCUGGAGAAGCUGCUGGACUUCCACAGUCAGUUCUUCCUCCGAGAGCUGGAAGCCUGCUGGAGGCACCCGCUGAGAGUCCCUCACUGCUUCCUGAGACACCAGGAGCAGUUCAGUCUGUACUCUCUGUACAGUAAGAACAAACCAAAGUCUGACGCUCUGCUGGCCAACCACGGGAACUCCUUCUUCAGGAGGAAGCAGGUGGAGCUGGGAGAUAAGAUGGACUUGUCGUCCUACCUGCUGAAGCCGGUCCAGAGGAUGAGUAAAUACGCUCUGCUGCUCUCUGACCUCAUGAAGGAGGUGGGGGGGGCUCAGGAGGCGGAGCUCGCCGCGCUGCAGGCCGCCACCAACAUGGUCAAGUUCCAGCUUCGCCACGGCAACGACCUGCUGGCGAUGGACGCCAUCAGAGACUGUGAUGUGAACCUGAAGGAGCAGGGUCAGCUGAUCCGUCAGGAUGAGUUCACGGUCUGGACCGGGAGGAGGAAAUGCCAGCGUCGUAUCUUCCUGUUUGAGGAACUUGUUCUGUUCAGUAAACCCAAGAAGGUGGAGGGGGGGCUGGACGUCUUCCUCUACAAACACUCCUUCAAGACGGCAGACGUGGGUCUGACGGAGACCACGGGGGACAGCGGGCUGCGCUUUGAGAUCUGGUUCCGGAGGAGGACGUCCAAGAACCAGACCUUCAUCCUUCAGGCCGCCACGGCAGACGUCAAACACGCCUGGACCACCGGCGUCGCCCGCAUCCUCUGGACCCAGGCCACCAGGAACAAAGAGAUGCGUCUGAAGGAGAUGGUGUCGAUGGGAGUCGGGAACAAGCCGUUUCUGGACAUCCAGCCGAGCGACGCCGCCAUCAGCGACCGCGCCGUUCACUACAUCAUGAAGAGCAGAGGUGCCAGAACGCGGGCGUCCAUCGCCGUCUCCGUCUUCGACCACUCUGACCCUUUUAAACGAGGACUGCUGACCUCUGACCCCGCGGCAUCGGGGCCAUCUUCAUCCGGCCUGCUGGGACCGCUCAACCUGCACAUGUACAGUCAGAACCUCUCCUCCUCUCCUGCUGCUGAGAGCUCCUUCAUCACUUCUUGUAUCGAGGAAGACGAGCAAGAGCACGAGACCAGCAGCCAGCCCUCCAUGACCACAGAGAGUUCCGGCUCGUCGUCUCGCUGUCUCUCCGGCUCCACCGGCUCCGACAGCGGCUGCGUCUCCUCCCACCUGCAGGAGGCGCUGCCGGAGGAGCCCAACCCCCCCCGCCAGCCUUCCUCCUCCUCCUCAUCCUCCUUCUCCUCCAACAAACAGCACCUCAACAGCCAAUACAUUUCACCUAAAGCAGGUCCAGUUAUCAGCCCGGCGACCAUCGUGUGAUCAGCUGACCUGAUGGACUCGACUGUGGGUCUGCGUCCUGCCGUCUUCAGUGUCCUGACAGUUGGACUGUUCCUGUUAGACUUGGUUCAGAUUAGAUGUAGUUGUAUUUAUGUCCAGUAGUCUGAUGUGUAAAUAUGAACCGUUAGAGUUGAUCUGCUGUAGCUGCUCUCUGUUGGUGUUGUUGUUCUCUGAUCCAGAGUCUGUCUGUGAGGACGGAGCUGGUCCAGGAUCAGAGCUGGACCAGGAUCAGAGCUGGUCCAGGAUCAGAGCUGGUCCAGGAUCAGCUGGACUAACUGUACAUGUGUGUAAAUAAAUGUCACUUUUUGUUACUUGAAUAAUAAACAUGAGUUUGUUAAAACUGA